Messenger RNA from Peniophora sp. CBMAI 1063, 1617 nucleotides. The record is from the annotation of a GenBank genome assembly. NCBI's taxonomy places the organism in Eukaryota, Fungi, Basidiomycota, Agaricomycetes, Russulales, Peniophoraceae.
AUGCCAAUAUAUACCCUGGCAGAUCAGAAUGCCGCUCAACCGAUAUCUCGUAUGAUGUCGCUUCCUGAGCUCUUAUCCGCCGUCGUGCACCACGCGCUGGACGUCUACCCACCCGAACUCGUACGCAAACGGAAGGGAGCGCCAGAAAGCUCGCUUGAGAGAGUUCGCAGACUCGGCGCCGCCGUCAUCAUCUCCCAUGUCUGUUCUGCAUGGAGAACGCGCUGCAUCGCCACACCUACGGUGUGGGCGCGUCAGAUCGGUCUAGUACCGCCCGCCACCGAAGAGUUCUUAGCUCGCUCCGGCGAAGCUCUGGUUGACAUAUACUGGCGUUCCUCGACUAAUCCUGGAGAGUGGCCGGCCGGCGCUGUCAUUGCGCCUAUGCGCUUGAGACAUCUCUUCUGGGAAUGCUUGAUGACGACGAUGGGACCAUCUAACCAGGAUAUCCUCUUCCUUCAAAGAGCAUUUUCCGGGAGACUCUCAAAUCUCGUCACCCUCGGACUAUGCAGGGUCGAUCUGGACGCCAUCGGCUCUGCGUUUGAUGGCGCGAACCCAAUUAACCUGCCGCAUCUCGUGCAUCUCAGUCUGACCGAUCUGUUUGCAACCGCACGCGCGGUGUUCAACGCCCCUCAGCUACAUACAUUUGCAAUCACCCUAUCAAAAGUCACUCUCACAAGCAUUUUCGUCACGCUGAGGUCCACUGCUCUACUUGAAAGAUUGACUGUCAACCGUUGUACAGUUAUCUCCGGCGAUGAGGAGGAAUACCUCGGCAAUGAUGGCGUCGAGCUUCGACAUCUUCGAAAUAUGACUGUAGUGUUCGGAUACGAUGAUGGUCUUGGGGAGAACACUCUCUACAUAAUGCUUGCCUCGAUACAAGCAACCCCUCAAGUCUAUCGAGUCGCCUUGGAUGGGGUGUGGACAAACCGCCUUCUCUCUGUGUGCCUUCGUGCAACAUUUGAACACGAUGCCCCCGCCAUUUUGACUAUCGAAGAACGAAUACUCUUCUACUCCCGUGUGGGAGAUGAGCGUACCCAUCUCCCGCCAGAACUUGACGAAGAAGGCAUCCGAGCUAGCCUUGCUUACCCAUCCCUUCCAUGGUUCGCCAGAACGCUCCCGGCGCUUGGGAUGCGCGCAUUUCUCUCCAAUAUCACAGUACUCGCCAUGAUGACCAUCUGUGCCGCGUACCUGUAUCACGAUACUGAACAUCUGCGCUCUGUCAUGAGCGCCUUGCCCAAUGUAGAGACCUAUUGGGUUCUCAAUUCGUCGUUCGGUCAACAUCGGGACAACGAUUACGAUGACCAGGACGCCUUUAGCUUCUUUAUUGGCGGGCUGGCCUUUGGUCUCGCCGCGAACGAGGAUGAGCACACUCCAUUCCCUCGCCUUCGCACCGUUGGAGUGUGCGCUGUCUCGGGUGGCGACGACUCUUGGCUGUUCAAGACCCUCUCCCAGGUUCUCGCGAGCCGCGACGCCGCGGGAGUGCCGCAUUUAGAGGGCCUAUCUUUUCCUUUCAUGUCACGACCUCCAGAUGAUGUCGAGGAUCAGUCUGUGACACAUCUUACUUCACUGGUACAAGUCUAUUGGAGCGAUUCCAGGGAUGAUGUGAGCGCUGUAGUACCGUGA